Brachypodium distachyon (stiff brome) is the source of this 1356-nucleotide messenger RNA. RefSeq lists its product as uncharacterized. Lineage: Eukaryota; Viridiplantae; Streptophyta; Magnoliopsida; Poales; Poaceae. The transcript has 6 exons. Gene Ontology annotation, cellular component: plastid-encoded plastid RNA polymerase complex. The record is from RefSeq and is a predicted model, not a curated record. The coding region runs from base 50 to 1105 and encodes 351 amino acids.
AGUCUGAGAGAGUGAAGCAGUGUAGACGGCACAAGACCUUCUGGCGCUAAUGGCGACCACUCUGCUCGCUUCCGCCUGCUCUCCCUAUCCACUCGCGCCCCCGCUUUCCAAAACCCUAAACCCCACCUCCAAGCCGCUUCAUCCCCCCGCCCUCUGCUUGCCCCGCCUCACCGUGCCAUCGCCCCUCCGCCUCCUCCUCCCCCGUCGCGGGCGGCGGGACGUGUCGGCGGCGGCGUACGGCGACGGCGGCGACAUGGACGACGACUUCGGCGACGCGGGCGACUUCGACCUCGACGGGGACGACGGCGUGGGCGACGACGAGGACCUCGACAACGAGCAGGACUACGACGUCGACUACGACCGCCUCCUCGCCCCCGUCAAGCCGCCGCGUCCCCGGGGAGCCGGGGGCGAGGACGGGGAGGGCCAGGGCGACAUCGCCAUGGUCUCCGCCGACAGCUUCGUGUCCACGCGGGAGUCCGCCUCCGACACCGUCGUCGACUACACCGUCGACGAGGACGAGUUCCACAAGAUCUCCCUCCUCCACUGCGACUUCUUCAUCCGCAAGGUGCCCGACCCCGACCACGACGUCUACGACUUCCGAGAGAUGUACGUCACGCAGCCCGACACCGACGUCUACUCCAUUCCGAGGGUUCUUGCCCCGAUGCCACAGAAGUAUGUGAGGUGCGCGAAGAAAAACUAUGGCCGCUACAAUGUAACUGAGCCACCGGUUGAGCAUUUGCGCGACCCCCUAUACAAGACAGAGAGGGAGAUUAUGAAGGUUUUCUUAACAAAACACUACAGAAAUAGGCGGUUUAAUGAUCCAGAUUUUUUCCUCGAUUUUGAGGAGAUUUAUGUCAUUGACUCAAAAACAAGGUCAAUCACAAGAGCGAAAGUUGUGGUGAAUGUCCCUGAAGGAAAGAAGAGGGAUAGGAGGAACGACCUGCUGCUCAUACGCGACGGAGGGGAGUCUUUCAGGAUAACUGACAAGACUCAAAGGGACGACGCGACCACCAUCAUCCAGAGGGAAGAGUGGAAGAAGUCGAGACAAGACGUGGAGAAGCACUUCCGUAAGCUCCGAGAUUUUGACUACUCUAACUGGUUCUGAAGAAACAGGCGCCGGUGAAGUUUGUGAAGAAGAUUGUGCAGCGAUUUUGUUGUUUCGUUGGCUGCUGCUUGUGAUAGAGCUACUAGGAACAUUUGGUGGUGAAGCGAGAGCUGCCAUGUUUGAAGCAGAGUUGCCAUGUUUGAAGCAGAGUAGAAUUUAGAUAUGUGGCGUUUGGGCAGUAUGUAAGAAAACUCAAAGUGGCUAAGGAUAUUUUCCUAAAAAUUGAAAAUAGGGGUGUUGCGAGAAUCGAA